AUAGUUGCAGCAAUAAUGGCAAUCACAGGAAUCGUAAUGAUGGCAUAUGCAGAUGGUUUCCAGGGUGAUUCAAUUAUCGGGGUAGCAUAUGCUGUUGGAUCAGCCUCUACAUCUGCAUUGUAUAAGGUUUUGUUCAAAAUGUUUCUUGGAAGUGCGAACUUCGGGGAAGCGGCUCAUUUUGUUUCUACCCUAGGCUUCUUCAAUUUAAUUUUCAUCUCUGUUACCCCGAUCAUACUGUAUUUUACAAAAGUGGAGUACUGGUCCCCCUUCUCUGCUGUGCCGUGGGGUUACCUGUGUGGAGUAGCCGGCCUCUGGUUAGCUUUCAAUAUUCUGGUUAAUGUUGGAGUCGUGCUUACAUACCCCAUUCUCAUCUCUAUCGGCACAGUGCUCAGCGUCCCUGGAAAUGCAGCUGUGGACCUGUUGAAGCACAAAAUGAUCUUCAGCGUGGUGAGGUUGGGAGCCACCAUCAUCAUUUGCAUUGGGUUUCUGCUCAUGCUGCUCCCUGAGGAAUGGGAUGAAAUAACCCUGAGGUUCAUCAACAGCUUGAAAGAGAAGAAAAGUGAGGAUCAUGCCGACGACAUCACAGACUCCAGCGUACACACGAGAAGCAGAAGUAGAGCUAACGGGACAGUGUCUAUACCACUAGCAUAGGGCUGGUGGACUGUAACUGCACGUAGAUGUAUAUUCUGUGAAUAUAGCUUAAAUUUCCUCACUACUUGUAUGCUUAAAAAUGACAUUUACUCUGGACUGGGGAUGAACUGUAAGAUAAGAGACAUACAUCUAUAAUAAAUGUUUACAUUUAUACACUUAUCAAGGAACGGGUGUAAAUAACUACAAUAAAAUGUUUUGUAAUAAAAAA
This is a messenger RNA of Cariama cristata (Red-legged seriema), 859 nucleotides long. It is a transcript of the gene SLC35F4, whose product is annotated as solute carrier family 35, member F4. The record is from RefSeq and is a predicted model, not a curated record. The annotation marks the transcript as partial. NCBI's taxonomy places the organism in Eukaryota, Metazoa, Chordata, Aves, Cariamiformes, Cariamidae. The transcript is spliced from 4 exons.